This is a messenger RNA of Loxodonta africana (African savanna elephant), 1649 nucleotides long. RefSeq names its product potassium voltage-gated channel subfamily A member 6 (gene KCNA6). NCBI's taxonomy places the organism in Eukaryota, Metazoa, Chordata, Mammalia, Proboscidea, Elephantidae. The record is from RefSeq and is a predicted model, not a curated record. Gene Ontology annotation, cellular component: voltage-gated potassium channel complex; membrane. Gene Ontology annotation, biological process: protein homooligomerization; potassium ion transmembrane transport. Gene Ontology annotation, molecular function: protein binding; delayed rectifier potassium channel activity. The transcript has a single exon. The coding region runs from base 1 to 1593 and encodes 530 amino acids.
AUGAGGUCGGAGAAAUCCCUUACGUUGGCGGCGCCAGGGGAGGUCCAUGAGCCAGAGGGGGAGCAACAGGACGCGGGAGACUUCCCGGAGGCCGGCGGGGGCGGCGGCUGCUGUAGUAGCGAGCGCCUGGUGAUCAAUAUCUCCGGGCUGCGCUUUGAGACGCAAUUGCGCACCCUGUCUCUAUUUCCGGACACGCUGCUGGGCGACCCAGGCCGCCGCGUCCGCUUCUUCGACCCUCUGAGGAACGAGUACUUCUUCGACCGCAACCGACCCAGCUUCGACGCCAUCCUCUACUACUACCAGUCCGGGGGCCGGCUGCGGAGGCCUGUCAACGUGCCCCUGGACAUCUUCCUGGAGGAGAUUCGCUUCUACCAACUGGGAGAUGAAGCCCUGGCGGCCUUCCGGGAGGACGAGGGCUGCCUGCCCGAGGGUGGUGAGGACGAGAAGCCUCUGCCCUCACAGCCCUUCCAGCGCCAGGUCUGGCUUCUCUUCGAGUACCCGGAGAGCUCUGGGCCCGCCAGGGGGAUCGCCAUCGUCUCAGUGUUGGUCAUUCUGAUUUCCAUCGUCAUCUUUUGCCUGGAGACCUUGCCCCAGUUCCGUGCAGAUGGUCGAGGUGGAAGCAAUGGCGGUGGUGUGAGCCGAACCUCUCCGAUUUCCAGGGGGAGUCAGGAGGAAGAGGAGGAUGAAGAUGAUGCCUAUAAAUUUAAUCCUGGCCUCACCCCUGGGGGCAUGGUGACAGGGGGUUCAUCCUCACCAAGUACUCUUGGGGGCUCCUACUUUACAGACCCUUUCUUUCUGGUGGAGACCCUGUGCAUUGUCUGGUUCACGUUCGAGCUUCUGGUGCGUUUCUCCGCCUGCCCCAGCAAGCCAGCCUUCUUUCGCAAUAUCAUGAACAUCAUUGACUUGGUGGCCAUCUUCCCUUACUUCAUCACCCUGGGAACUGAGCUGGUGCAGCAGCAGGAGCAGCAGCAGGUGAGUGGAGGAGGUGGCCAGAAUGGGCAGCAGGCCAUGUCCCUGGCCAUCCUCAGAGUGAUCCGCCUGGUUCGGGUGUUCCGCAUCUUCAAGCUCUCCCGUCACUCCAAGGGGUUGCAGAUCCUGGGCAAGACCUUGCAGGCCUCCAUGCGAGAGCUGGGCCUGCUCAUCUUCUUCCUCUUCAUCGGAGUCAUCCUCUUCUCCAGCGCCGUCUACUUCGCAGAGGCUGAUGAUGAUGACUCCCUCUUUCCCAGCAUCCCAGAUGCCUUCUGGUGGGCGGUGGUUACGAUGACCACGGUAGGUUAUGGGGACAUAUACCCCAUGACAGUGGGGGGCAAGAUUGUGGGCUCACUGUGUGCCAUUGCUGGGGUCCUCACCAUCGCCCUGCCUGUGCCCGUCAUUGUCUCCAACUUCAACUACUUCUACCACCGGGAGACGGAGCAGGAGGAGCAAGGCCAGUACACCCAUGUCACUUGUGGGCAGCCUGCACCGGACCUGAAGGCAGCUGACAAUGGACUUGGAAAGCCUGAGUUCUCUGAGGCUACCCGGGAACGGAGACCCAGCUACCUUCACACUCCACAUCGGGUGUAUGCAGAGAAAAGAAUGCUAACUGAAGUUUGACUGAUGCAGGCAGGGCCUGCACAAGAAGGGUGGCCUUGAGCAAACAAUCUCUUAGG